AUGAGUGAUGUUUUGCGGCCGAUUGAUAUUCUGAGCAUUAUCUUUGGAUUGCAUGUUUUUGGAUUUCGCCGUGAUUGUUCAAGACGAAUAUGUAGUUUCCUUUAUUCAAUGUCACUUUGCUGUCUAUAUAUUGCUGGUCGUUUUUAUUGGAAUCAUAACAAAAUAAACGGUAUACAUACAACUAUAUUUCAUAUGACAACUAUCAUACAUCAUAUGGUGAUAAUUAUAAUACUUAUAAUGGGAUUAUAUCAGAGCGAGACAUCGAAAUUAUGUACUAAAAAAAUAAACGAGAUCGACAAAACGCUUCAAGCGUUAGGCUCAUCAGCAUCUUUCAACAACAUUUACAAUAGAACAAUAAGGGACAUAACGAUAAUUAUCAUUUAUUUGUUCUCCUUUAUUAUGAUAACGAUCGUAAAGCAAAUUUUAAGAGGUCAGACGUUUUUUAAAUCACUUGACAAAUAUAUCAUAACAAUAUUACAUUUAUAUAGUUUUAUUGUCGAAUUUUUAUUGGUGAUCGAAUUCAUUACCAUUGUAAGGUGCAUCAAAUCGGAAUUUCAACGAGCGAACAAACUUCUUGCCGAUGUCAGUAUACUACCUGUUUCUUCUAUUGCUUCGGAAUUAUUUGAACACAGAGAAGCUGAUGGUUCUUUUUCUAUAGAACGAUCUCUUCCUGUCGGUUCGAAAAAAUUAUUUAUCGUUGCACCGUCAUUAAGACAAAGGCAGACGCAAUUUCAAAUUUCGAUUUACAAAAUAAAUAGAAGUAGAAUGCUAUUACGAACAAUCAGACAGAUUCAUCUGGAAUUGUACAGAGUAUCCAAAAAUCUUAGUAAUAUAUACGGCAUACAGAUAUCUCUAGAAAUUGCAAUGUGUGUUUUGCUUAACACGUAUACAUUAUAUACGUUUUAUGUGAAGUGUAAGGAAGAAAUACGUAACACUCAAGAAUUGAUUUUAGUUUUCUUUAGAUUAUUUUUGUUGUGUUUACAACAUUUGACUAAGAUUUUUAUCGUUAAUUAUGUAUGUGAUAAAUCAACAAAAGAGGCUGAGCGAACCAAUGAAAUUAUUCAUACAUUUUAUGGUCAAAAUACUGAUUUCGGGAUUCAAAAGGAGGUGGAAAUAUUUUCUUUGCAAAUGAUGCGACAUCAUAACGCUUAUACCGCAUUCGUGUAUCGGCAUUAUAACGACAUAUAUGAUUAUCAUGAUACAAGUAAACGAUUCAAUGAAAGAAUGAUUAUAAAUCAUUACGCUAGUCCUUUAACUUGUUCACCGUAG
Vespa mandarinia (Asian giant hornet) is the source of this 1269-nucleotide messenger RNA. RefSeq lists its product as uncharacterized. Gene Ontology annotation, biological process: chemosensory behavior; sensory perception of taste; male courtship behavior. NCBI's taxonomy places the organism in Eukaryota, Metazoa, Arthropoda, Insecta, Hymenoptera, Vespidae. The record is from RefSeq and is a predicted model, not a curated record. Gene Ontology annotation, cellular component: neuronal cell body; axon; membrane.